Molecule: messenger RNA, 1007 nt
Organism: Mytilinidion resinicola
Lineage: Eukaryota; Fungi; Ascomycota; Dothideomycetes; Mytilinidiales; Mytilinidiaceae
Exons: 1
Coding region: 189-845 (218 amino acids)
Source: RefSeq, a predicted model, not a curated record
CGGGCCCUAAACAGCCUGCUGAGCCGGUAAUGUGUUUUAGCCCGCCCGGCUGGGCCUUUUGACUGACUUCACAUCCACAUAAGGUCCCCCUGAUACUGGUACAAGUCGACCGUUGGCCAAUCUAUGAAAACUACGACCGCCCUGUUGACUUUCACAGCCACUUCUCAAACCCACCUAAACUCUUGUCAAUGCCCGGUUCCAGAUACAUAGGUAUCAUGCGCUUCAAUGAUACACACCCGGAAACGUUUGAGGCGCUUGAAAGAUGGAUCGCAACCCACGUCGUUAUGAGGUUCGAAGACAACACCAGCCUUCCUGAUGGCACGACUUUUCGAGACUUGGGAACGUCAUCAGCGCCGGUCAUAGAUGAGCUCAUUCACAUGCGAACAACAUUCUUCCACUUAUUCAAGUUUGCGCAUACAUAUGGCAAUUUGGGGUUGAGGAGGGAUGUCAUGAUCUCACUCCAACAACUCGACAUCCUGUUUUCGCGGCAUGACAAGGAUAUCUCGCCUUUCUUGGAGUACGCGUACCCCAAAUUACCGCAUAGUUGCCGCCUGAUUCAGUAUCUACUCUGGACAGCCGCGGCUGAAUUCCAUAGGAAUCCGGACCACAGCUCAAGGCAAACCCAACUCUUUCACUAUCAAACGAUAAGCAAAGAGCUGCAUAAAGAUUUCAUGGCGACCCUGGGUACCUUCCAGGGCAAGCUUCUGAAAGAAGAAUUUCGGGUUCGCUUGGGCUGCUUACGCUGCGUGGUUGCGUGGGAGUUAGGCGAGGAUGAUGCUUGCAGGUUCCACGAGCAUGAAAAUAAUCAGGAGCGAGCUCAGUGUGUUUUGUACUAUGCCUCAUAGAAAUUCAUACACUCGUUUACCACUGUGUGAGGAACUCCAUAGCCUUUUCAGCGAUCCAAACAAGAGAGAAGCUCGGUGUUUUAGACAAUCAGUAAACUCGUGAGGCUACUUCAGACAGCGCCAACACGGUGUACGCAGAUUGGAAGUGUAUCCGCUGCCCCC